AUGGCUUCUUCGUACUCCAAAAGGAGGAGCAGACUCCGAAUUUAUUUCACCACAGUAAAAAAAAAAAAUCAUGCUCUUCACUGUCAUUAUAAGAUUAAUUUCUUACGUUUCCGCUUGUGA
Spirodela intermedia is the source of this 120-nucleotide messenger RNA. The record is from the annotation of a GenBank genome assembly. NCBI's taxonomy places the organism in Eukaryota, Viridiplantae, Streptophyta, Magnoliopsida, Alismatales, Araceae.